Molecule: messenger RNA, 900 nt
Organism: Cyprinodon tularosa
Lineage: Eukaryota; Metazoa; Chordata; Actinopteri; Cyprinodontiformes; Cyprinodontidae
Product: cytidine deaminase-like
Exons: 4
Coding region: 114-587 (157 amino acids)
Cellular component (GO): cytosol
Molecular function (GO): cytidine deaminase activity; zinc ion binding
Source: RefSeq, a predicted model, not a curated record
UGUGACUGCACCCUCUCUCCCUCUCCCUCUGUCUCAUUCACAUUUAAAGCCCGACCACAUCAGUCUGAUACAGAUACGUAGAAACAACCUAUCAGAAUAAAAAAAAAGGCAGCAUGGAUGGAGUCAAGUCCACACAUGAGGUCUCACGUUUGUCGCAGGAGGAUGUUAAAGAACUGAUCCAUCAAUCUCAUGAAGCCAAAAAGUUUUCUUACUCUCCAUACAGCAAAUUCAGAGUGGGAGCUGCACUCCGGACCCUCGACGACCGUGUGUUUCUAGGUUGUAACGUGGAGAACGCCAGCUACAAUCUGGGAGUGUGUGCCGAAAGGAAUGCUAUUGCAAAGGCGGUGUCAGAGGGCUGCAGACAGUUCAGAGCCAUUGCCAUCGCCAGUGAUUUGAAUGACCAGUUCAUCUCCCCUUGUGGUGGCUGCAGGCAGUUCAUGAGAGAGUUUGGGUGUGACUGGGAGGUUUAUCUUUCAAAGCCUGACUUCUCCUACCAAAAGAUGACUGUGGCUGAGCUGCUGCCGGCCUCUUUUGGUCCUGAAGAUCUGUCCAAAAAGAAGAUGUCCAACAUUCCCAACAAUCUCUGAGCAUAUAUAUACUUUUUUUUUUUAAGUUUACAUUGCAUGUUGUUUCACACAUACAUCCCUUUUCACAUUUAAUGGUUUCUAUUGUGAUAUAUAUUAUUGCAGCUUUGUCAUUUUAAAAUAGAAAAUGUGCUCUAGCUUUCUAGCAGUUAGAUUUGGUUUUUAGCUUCAUUUAGUUUAAGGUGAGCUGGAAAUUUUUGGGGGGCAGAUAGAAACCUGAUUUAUAAAACUCAUCGCACUCUGCCUUUUUUGAGUUUUGUUGUUUUUGAUCUUUUAUAAUUCCUCUACUUUUAAAAAUUGAAGUGAAACUAAGAAA